GGAUCGAGGAUCUUGUCCUGGCAGACAUCAGUUCCCCCAGCCGGACUCAGACGGGAGACAGUAGCAGCAUCUCAUCCUUCAGCUACCGUGAAAUCAUGAAGGAAGGAUCCGUGGCUGGCAGUAACAAGUCCACCACAGGAAGCCCACAGUCACAGUCGCAACCUCCACGGCCAGCCGACCUUUCAGACGAGGAGAUCUCAGAACUCUUCCAGCGGCUGGCUGAAGUUCAGCAGGAGAAGUGGCUCUUGGAGGAGAAGGUGAAGCACCUUGAAGUCAGUAGUGCCUCCAUGGCUGAGGACCUAUGCCGGAAGAGUGCCGUUAUUGAGACCUAUGUGAUGGACAGCCGCAUUG
Thamnophis sirtalis is the source of this 351-nucleotide messenger RNA. The record is from RefSeq and is a predicted model, not a curated record. Lineage: Eukaryota; Metazoa; Chordata; Lepidosauria; Squamata; Natricidae.